UAUUAAAUAUUCAUGAGUUCGCAGUCAAAGGAUUCGUUUGCUGGUUGCUAACAUCACAGGCAACGGUCCUCCCUACAACAGAAGCGAUUUAUUCGUUGAUCCUGUUAUAUAUCAGCUUCUACCUGAGUUAAGUUUCUGUGAUGCAGAAACCAGCUGUGGUGAACACCAGCUUCAAGCCCAUCAUCGUUAACAGAGUGGUGGUCCGAGACAAAGUGUUUCUGCAUAGACUGGGCAAAGUGCUGAAACUUAAGUGGCUACUUGGCAAGGAAGUCCAGAUAAGGAGAUCUCUCGUUGACAGAAUCAUACCGUGUUUUGCUUGCGUAGCUGUGGAAAACAAUGAUUUCUUCUCUCUAAGCGCCCUCCUAGAGAAGAUGGAUGUCAAUUGCGGUACCUAUGAUGAUGUCACACCUCUUCAUACAGCCUGUGAGUUGGGGAACUUAGAUAUGAUUAAGUUCCUGCUAGCAAAGGGAGCAUCUCUUAAGGUGAACCGUUUUGGACACUGCCCAUUUUACAUGGCCAUUAAGAGCAGGUGCUGUCAUGCUGUCAAACUCCUGCACAUGAAAGAAGCCACUGUUAAUCUGCACCCUGUGAGAAUUGCCAUGGAAAUGAUCCAAGCGGUACAGAAAAGAGAUUACCCUCUGCUGCGUGCCUGGGCUCUAUCAGGUGUCGACAUGGACACUAAAGACUAUGAUGGACGUACAGUAAUGCAUGAGGCCGUUUAUCUGAAAGACAAGUCUAUGAUCACCAAACUACUGGAAUAUGGAGCCACGCCACUGGAGAAAGAUGUGUGGGGACAGACAGCCAUGGAUAAUGCUCGAAAUGAGACAGCAAUCAUGGGUCUUUUUGACCCUCUUUUCACGGUGUGUUGCCCCACUAAAGAAGACUAUCUGCUGUAUAAGGCAAAUCAUAGACAGAUAAAAAAGUAGUCUUUUUGUCAGCAUAAUUAUUCUGUAUUUGUUGACUUUCUUUCUCACUCUGCUAUUGUUACGUAUAUAUAUGAGGAUAGUAAAUACGCUGUUAAUAAAUACACUAACAAUACAUUUAUACUACUUGAUGUGUGUCAUGCUGUUAGCUUGGUGCACACAAAAGUCUCUGCUUUGUUGUUGUUUUGUUUUUUACAAUAAAGGAAGGACACAAAUUUA
Messenger RNA from Cyprinus carpio (common carp), 1142 nucleotides. Its product is annotated as L-asparaginase. Gene Ontology annotation, molecular function: protein binding. The record is from RefSeq and is a predicted model, not a curated record. Lineage: Eukaryota; Metazoa; Chordata; Actinopteri; Cypriniformes; Cyprinidae.